UCUCGCUAAACCCUAACCCCGCAAAACCCUCUAUUUCCUCUGCCUCUUUUCUUGAAACCUGCAAUGGCAUUCAGUUCCCUUCUUCGCAGAGCCUCAGCCUCUGUACUUCCUCUUGCAAUUCGCUCUGUUGGUUCUCAGAGAACCUUUCACAGCGCAAUAUCCGCUGUUCUCUCUGUUGAAAAGCGCAAUCUCAGGUACGAGGCCUGUCGGCAAGUCUUUGCUCCAUUUUUCCGAUUCUCGACGUCCACCGGAGCAAAACUGAGUGCCGAUGAGAAUCUGAUUCGAGUCCUCGAAUCUGAGAUCGACUGCGCCGAGCAACCAAAUGAUGUGGAGGAUAUCCCAAAUGGAUUUCCUUUUGAAAUCCAAGAUAAUCCUGGAGAGAGAACCAUAUUACUAAAAAGGAAGUACCAAGAUGAGACAAUCAAAGUUGAAGUUGAUGAACCUAGUAUUCCAGAUGAGGAUGUUCAGGAAGAUGACGAUGGUGAUCAGGAUAAAAAUGUUGAGGACUCGGAUAACCCAGCAAGCCUUCCACUGGUUGUAAGUAUUACUAAAGGAAAUGGCCAGAUUCUGGAGUUUGGUAUCACUGCUUACCCAGAUGAGAUCACAAUCGAUACCUUGUCAGUCAAGGAUUCAGAAUAUUCUGAAGAUCAACUUGCAUAUGAAGGACCGGACUUUUGUGAUUUGGAUGAAAAUUUGCAAAAGGCUUUCCACAAAUAUCUUGAGAUUAGAGGGAUCAAACCUAGCACGACUAACUUUUUGUUCGAGUACAUGAGAAACAAAGACAACAAAGAAUACUUGCUAUGGCUGAAGAACCUCAAGAGUUUCAUGGAAAGGUAACUCUUUGUGCAAUGGGAGAACAGCAAAUACAGCCAAGCUUUGGUGCUGAGCAGUAAAAUCUGCUCAUUUAGUGAUUUAGUUCAUUUGAAAUGUUUACAAUCUAAACUUGUAUUCCUAUUAGAGGGGGAGCAAACCUUUCACUGUUUUUUAGGGUAUUUAAGUUACUACUAUUGUUUUAUGAGCACUUUUUCAUGGAUGAUAAGAAAGGAUUAUGGUCGAAAUCCUUUCAUUGAUAAAUUAUAUUUCGAUUGAGAGAUACAAUAUUCAAUUAUCAUAGAUUCUUUGUAUCAUCCUUUUAUAGGUAAUUCAUGGUUUGCAUUUCUUC
Molecule: messenger RNA, 1162 nt
Organism: Manihot esculenta (cassava)
Lineage: Eukaryota; Viridiplantae; Streptophyta; Magnoliopsida; Malpighiales; Euphorbiaceae
Exons: 3
Coding region: 64-837 (257 amino acids)
Cellular component (GO): mitochondrial matrix
Source: RefSeq, a predicted model, not a curated record